Molecule: messenger RNA, 2432 nt
Organism: Salarias fasciatus (jewelled blenny)
Lineage: Eukaryota; Metazoa; Chordata; Actinopteri; Blenniiformes; Blenniidae
Product: docking protein 1-like
Biological process (GO): cell surface receptor protein tyrosine kinase signaling pathway; Ras protein signal transduction; positive regulation of MAPK cascade
Cellular component (GO): cytoplasm
Source: RefSeq, a predicted model, not a curated record
AGAGAGAGAGAGAGAGUCGACAGAUAGGCGGCCCACAAACUUCAUUUCGGACAUUAGAGCUUUAUCAGGACAGAGUGUGUGUGUUCGGAGCUUCUCUUUUACACCAUGAGAGACUCGACACACCACAGACACACUGUAAAAGGCUGAGGGCGGAAGUGAGAGGAGGGGGAAGUGGUGAGAAGGAGGAAGGAAAAAGAGGAUUAAUAAACCCUGAAAGAAGUCAUUUUCCCUCUGUCAAGUUGAAGUCCGGACCGCUGUGGAGGGAGGAGGGCUCCUGUGUGUUUCCAGGGGGGAAUGGACACCCACGUCAAGGAGGGACAGCUUUAUGUGCAGCAUCAGAAGUUUGGGAAGAAAUGGAAGAAGAACUGGUUCGUCCUCUACCCCGCCAGCCAGAACGGCAUCGCGCGCCUCGAGUUCUUCGACUCGCCGUCGGGCGGAGGCGGCGGUUCGGGCGGCGGCUCCGGAGGCGGGGCCAACGAGAAGACCAGGAAGCUGGACAAGAAGAUCAUCCGCCUGUCCGAGUGCAUCUCCAUCCUGCCCGCUCUCAUGGAGAGCUGCCCCAAAGACAACAUGGCGGCGUUUUGCGUGGAGACCAACGACAAGACGCACGUGUUCGCCGCAGAAAAGCAGGCCGCCAAGGAGUGGAUGGACACCAUGUGUGACAUUGCCUUUCAGGGAGGAGGCGGCAGCGCCGCGGACUCUAACGGCGGACCUCAGGACCUGCAGAUGUCUGAAAACCUCAUCUACUAUUCCAGAGAGGAGGUGAACGAGUUCUGGGUGAGCGUUCAGCGCACAGAGGCUUCAGACCGCUGCGGACUCGCAGGAAACUACUGGCUGAAAGCCGAACGAGACGUGUUGAUCUUAAGGGAGCCAAAGACGAAGAGGAACGUCCUGGUGUGGCCCUACAAGCUGCUGAGGAGAUACGGGAGAGACCGUAUGAUGUUUUCCUUCGAGGCGGGCCGGCGCUGCGACUCGGGCCCCGGGAACUUCACCUUCGAGAAGCAAGGCAACGAGAUCUUCUCGCUGGUGGACCAGGCCAUCCAGUCGCAGAAGGCCCUGGCCGAGGAGCAGCACGUCAGCAGCCCCAUGAGCCUGGACCCGGACUGCCCCACGCUGCAGCAGCACCGGACGGUCGGGGCCCCGGCGGCGGGCAGCGGCGGGGACAGCAGCAGCUGCAGCAGCCGGGAGGCGGACGGCGACUCGGGAGGAAGCAAACCGGGCUCGUCCGACGGCGUGCUGGGAAGGAGGGAGGGCGGGGAACGCGGGAAGGGACAAAUCGGCGGAACGGGACACAAGGGGAGGAGUUUACCGGAGCCUCCGGCGAUGCUGGGGGUAUGGGGACGAACAGGAAGGGCUUUGCCCAACGCCGACGAGCACAUAGGUCUUUAUUCGGAGCCGGCCGAUUCGGUGCGCCUCCCUCUGCACGGCGCCGACGGCCUCUACUCCGAUCCGGUGGACACUCUGAAGAGUCAGAACCGACCAACAGCGCUCCGGUGCCGACGCCCGCGCCUGCGGCCGGCCGGGGACGAUGUCCUCGGGAGACCACCUCCACGCCGCGGCAACCACAGGAAGCCGCCCGACCUGUACUCGCACGUGUACGACCAGAUCAGCCUGGAGCUGAGCCAGAAGACGAGCGCAGCUGGGUCUGAACGGGGCGGCGGCCGGAGGCGGCCGGGGCGCCAAGAGGAACAGGAAGCCCCCGGGAGGCCGGGCGGAGGGCCCCCGUCGCCGCCCGCCCUCUUACAGGAGCACAUUUACGACGAGCCGGAGGGCUGCGCCAAAGGGAGCGGCCGCGCGCCCGGCUUGGGCAUGAGCAUUUACGACGAGGCGCGCCCGGAGCCCCACGGCGGAGCCGAGGACGGCUACAGCACGCCGUCCCAGAGGCACUCGCCUCCGCAGCUGGGAAGGGGACGCGGCAUUCCGCAGCCGCCGGCGCCCAGGUGGCCCAAGCCCGUGGCCACCACCAGGGCGGGCAGGGGCAUCUUCACCCGGAAGGAGCCGGUGCCCCUCCCCCCCGGCAAGCACGGCGGCUCCAACAACAACCUGAACAAUAACAACAACGGCUGGGGCGGCGGCGGCGCCAAGGAUCUGUACAGCAAGGUGUCCAAAGAGAAGCGGUCGCCUCCGAAUCUGGCCCUGAGGUCGCCCGAUAUCAUUUAUGACAAUUUAGGAGACAUUUGACGUUGCGCUUUGUUUAUUUGGAUCAAUUCCCAAAAUCACAGACACGAGGUGAAGAGAAUCGACGGCGGACGAUUCGACAGGAAAUCUCUUGUUGCGAUUUUUUUUUUUUUUUCCAUCUAAAGUGGAUUUGCUCACAAUUUACGGCUGUUUUAAAAGAUGGAGUGCUACUACAGUCGGGCCACCCUGUGUGUGUGAGAGAGAGACAGAGAGAGAGAGAGAGAGAGAGAGUGUGUGUGUGUUUGUAUGGACAA